AUUCACUAUAUCUGGUCUCCCACAGUACACAGAACAUGGAAGUGGAAUUAUUUUAGUAAAUAUAAAUUGCUUUUCUCAUCAACAGUUAGAGCUGUCUUAGUACUGGUUAAAGCUUGUAGGAGGAGUUUUCUUCCUGUUCUAGGAAGGUGCAGAACACCUGACCUUGUUGAUUGGCCCUGUGCUGAUCACAUGCACUCUCCCAUGAAAAAACCCCCAAAAAACAUCUCUAGCAAUACACACCAAACUGAGCAUGUGCAGAGUGCCUCCACAUGAUAUGUCUCAUCAGGAGAUAAGGGGGGACACUGGAAAAAGGGGAGGAUCAGAGAAGUCAGGAUCAAACAGCAUUUUUACACAAUAGAGAGGAUUAACCCCUUAGGUUCCACAGUGAGUAUAAGAAGCAUGCUUUCCUGCAUAUAUAGGCUGAUUGUACUGUUGUGGGUUUAG
Molecule: messenger RNA, 444 nt
Organism: Staurois parvus
Lineage: Eukaryota; Metazoa; Chordata; Amphibia; Anura; Ranidae
Source: the annotation of a GenBank genome assembly